This is a messenger RNA of Amphibalanus amphitrite, 7248 nucleotides long. RefSeq lists its product as uncharacterized. The annotation marks the transcript as partial. The record is from RefSeq and is a predicted model, not a curated record. Lineage: Eukaryota; Metazoa; Arthropoda; Thecostraca; Balanomorpha; Balanidae. The transcript is spliced from 25 exons.
GAGGCUCCACGGGCCUGACGCCCAACACGGCGGUGUCUUCGAUGUCCUCUUCGACAGCCUCCAGUUCGGAGGAUCUCACGGAACCCGACUUCGUACGAAUGGCGAGGGAACAGGAUGACAUGGAAUUGCCGAAAAACGCUUCGCUCUCCCUUCUAGAAACAUGGCGUCCAGACGAAACUUCCAAAACCAAGUCGCUCGAUCGCGAACUUCUUCGCGUACACGACAAAACCAAAGACAAGAAAGACCGAAGCACGUGGGGCAGAGUACGCGCCAUCGUCCAGCCGCGCAAAUACAGCGCCAAAAAGAAAUCGGGACGUGGCGGCGGUAUAGGUGGCGCCAGUGGCAAUGUGACCGACGGCGCAGUAUCGGACGGGGCAACACUAGAGACACCUAGUGGCGACUUUGAGGGUUACGAAAGCUACACCAGCGUCGCUGACGAGGAAGACGAAUCGCGACGUUUGCGACGCGCCGGCAGCUGGCGACGAAGGUCACAGGACGCUUCCCUGGAGCAGUCACGACGUCAUUCACGAGACGAGAGUCAUCCAGCGUCGGGUGAAGUCUCCAGACACGUAUCCCGUGACGAAUCUCGUGAAUCGCGCCCAGCUGAGGCGACACAAAGCACCAGAGAAGAUCCUCAGCUGGAGGCCUCUCGUCAGACGUCAAGAGAGGAAGGUCGACUGUCUCCUCCCGACGUGUCCAGACAGGUUUCCAGGGAGGAGACGUCGCGACAAUCGUCCAGGGAAGAGAGCCACGAAGGAUCGGUUGGACAGCACCAGCGUUCGGCCUCUGCGGGCACUCGGCCGACCUACGAGUCUCAAACCAGCAGUCUGGGGCGAGAGAGCAACUGGUCCAAGGUGAAGAAGGCGUUCCUCACGGGACCAGCCACAAGGAAGGAUCUCCAGCGGACUGGCCACGAGCUACCCGAAAUAGACUGCCCCGCUUCCGAGUCGGAAGCGGGCCGGUCGCGCGAGGCGCCCGCCCGGCUAUCCGCGUCACCCGACUCACCUAGUUCCCCAACCGACCACGGUGUCACUGGUGGCGCCACCGUCGCGGACCAUGUCACCGAACUGCAAAAGAAUCUCAGCGAAGAUUUCAGUAAGAAAAUGCAGGAAUGGGAGCGGAAAAGGAGCGGCGGCCCGUGCCGGGUCGCCGAGGAGCAUGAGCAGCGUCCAGAGCGAAGGAGCAGGAAGGAGGAGGUCGAACGCCAGCGGAAGGUCACUCAGGUACAACAUGAAGAGCAACUUCCUGCGGAAUUCCGACGCCGUCUUCACGAGUGGGAACGCAAACAGCGCGAGGGUAGCGGUCGCCGGAAACGAACCGAAGAUGGUGGCCAUCCGGAAGUCCGGCGGAAGCUCACCGACCAGCCGGAAGUCCGCCGGAAGUGCACUGACCAGCCGGAUGUCCGCCGGAAGUGCACGGAUGGAGAGCGACGCCGCGGGAAACAUGAGAGUAGGGAACACGGGAGGCAACACGCUACAACACCCCAGGCGGUGGAGGAGGAUCACCUUCCAGCCGAGUUCCGUAAGCGUCUCACCGAGUGGGAGAUCGCCAAGGCGCUGGCCGGCAAGUCCCAGCAGAACGUGGAGCAGCUGCAGAAGCACCUGCCGUCAGAGUUCAACAAGAAGUACGAGGAGUGGAGGCUCAAGAUGAAGAUGGCAGAGGUCAAGGCCGGCCAUGGAGCACCCUCGCAGGGACAGGUCAGUCCGGGCAGUCAGAAGCGCCGGGCAGCAGAACUGCGCCGUCAAACCAGGACCAAGGACCUUCAGUGGCUGGAGCGGGAGCUACAGAAGGUGGAAAGAGAGAAAACCCGACUAGAAAGAGAGCGCGAGAAAUAUUUGGAUCGAGAGGCCAGACUGGAGCGCGUUCGUGACGCGAUGAGAAGACCUAAAGAGGACAAGGAGGACAAGGUCACGAUUAAAACAGCUGAAGGAGAGUUCCGGUUCGAGGGCAUCAACAAAAACUUUACCAAGAAACUCUACGAGUGGGAAGAGAGGCGUGGAAUCCCACCCGAUUCGGAGUCAUCAACGAUUGCUCUACUGGCUCCCAAUUACCGUCCCCAUGAGCUAGCUGAACAGGACACAGGGCGCAUGGUCAGGUGUAAAUCAGAGGGGAGUCUCGCCGAGCUGACGUCAUCAGCUCUGGGUCAACAUAGUCGCCAAUCAUCAGAAGACAAAACGGCCGGAGGACUGGACGGCACUCUCGGAGACUCUACGAAGGCGUGUUCGGAGCCGGACCUGCGUUCGGACGCGGCGGACCGGCCGCCAACUGACCGUUCAGCUGACUGCGGCGCAUGCGCAGUGCUGGUGGACGUGGAGGAGGUGGUGGCCGCUCCUCUGGAGGAUAUUCCACCGGUGCAGGCCCAGGAGCCCGUCUAUAGCUAUGCGCCCGAUGAAGUAACGAGAUUGAUUGACUCCAGCGGCAGUGACAGCGAGCUUCCGGGCCGGUACCGGCCCCGAGAGGACCUUCUGGUGACCUACGAGGUGCCCGAGAUAGCCGCAGGGCACGACCCUCAGCAGGCCGGGGGCUCCUACUCGGGUCUGUUGGAUGUCAACAUCUCCAUCCUGGACAAGCUGAAGCAGAAGGAGGACGUUUGCCGCUGCCUGGAGGAGAAGUUGGAAGAAAUUGGCCAGAACAUGACUCAGAUUCAGGAGGAACAUCGCCAGGAACUAGAGAAACUUCGGGACGAGAAGACAAAGAAGACUCGGACCAAAGAAGGCGAUGGACUGAAGGCAGAGGAAGAACUAGUAGAAAACAACCUGCAGAUGCUGGAAAAUCUACAGCAGCGGUGUAACGAACUCCAGGGCACCGGAGCCCGACUUCAGGAGGAGCGGGAACAGAUUCAGGCCUCGCUUCAGCACCACAGCGAUCAGCAGGCGGACCUGGCCCGACAUCUGGUGGGCAAUAUGAGGAAACUACACGCCGCUGGAUCCUCCAUAGACGUCGCUAGUGAACAGACUCAUGACACUAAAGAUGCUCCAGAAGAAGCCCCUACCACCACAGAAGCGCUUCAGGUGGACGCAGCGGAGGGUCUUCUCCUGCCUUCUCCUGGUGCUCGCAGAAAACAGAUCGAUAAGAAAACAGUGGAUAAGCUGCAAGCCAUCAGUACCGAUUUGUUAUCACAGGCCAAACGACUUGAGAAGGCUCUCGGGCCACGACAGGGCAAACGACCAACGCGGUCCUAUUCUCAAGGUCACCACAGCAGAAGUUGGUCACGGAAUACGGAAACGCCUCCUGAUUGGCUGAGAGGUGACGACAAGCCGGCCUGGCAGGCCGCUGAUUGGUCGACACUGCCCAGUCAGCUGAGCAAGAAAGUGGAGGAACUGCAGAGGGAGAUGCUGCUUCUCUGCACCGCUCGAGCGUCCCCUCACAGUCCUCCGCUGAGUAUGAGUCCUCCCAUGGAGGAGCUGGGUGAAGGGGACGACUUCAAUCCAGAGGAACCCAUCAGCUUCACCUUCCAUCUGCCGUCUCAGCAGAAAAACCGGCAGUUUCAGGAGACAGACGAAGACCGUGAUCAGCUGAGUCACGAGUGUGGAGUCAGCGAGCCCACAUCUACUGCUGACGAUCUCUGCCCGACCAGUCCCGAUGAGGAGAUGCUGGCGUCGCAAUGUUCUUCCUCGCGAUCUUCCGUUGAAGAUCUCGGAGCUGUGGCUAAAUGGAGGAACAAACGCGAUCUCUACACGUCCUACGACCAAACGCUCAAGGAAAUGCAGCGCGAGCUGGAGUCUGUCGAGGCGCAGUACGCCCUGGACCGGCGGCGAAAGAGCUCCGAUGACGUCAUUUCCACACCGUCCUCGUACCGGAGUCGGUCCUCGAGUAUACCCUCCUCCGAGGACGUCGAUGAGCCCAAACUGUUUCAGAUGGCUGAGCACCCCGAACACUUCAUCGAGGAGGAAGAGGAUGACGGUAACGCCACCGACUCACGAUCCGAACACGGCGCCGAGUGGGACUCCACUGACUCCCAGGGUCCGCGGGUCUCCCAGGGACCAUCUUCUGCUUCAGAGGACCGCCUGUUCACCGCCGGCGCCACAAGAACUUUUGAAAUUCCCACUGUAGAUACAAGAUAUCUCUCUAGCCUGCCGCCCGCGACCUCAGCUCCUGUGAUUGUUUCUGCGCAGAGAACUGUGUAUUCUGUGGAUCACGGGAAACUUCAGGUUCAUGUUCGGGAUCAGGUGGAUACACCAUCACCCUCAACAUCACGUGGCGUCAAUGCGUCACGUGAGUCCGCAAAUGAACCAUCACGGUCUCCAACAGAACGCGAAGGCGUCAAUUUGACAUCACGUGAGUCAGAAAAUGCACCACCGCAGUUGACAGCACAGCGCGAAGGUGCUCAUGUGACGUCUCUAGAAAGGAUGAACCUCUCACUUCACCCAGUAGAUGAGGUAGCUGAUCGUCUGUCCAGCACAACCCCGACUCCUACCGCAAGUCCACUUCCCCUGAGGCUGGAGGUGACGUCGAAUGAACGACCACCAUUGCAGGCUAGUCUUUCGGUGACUUCACAAGAGUCAACACCUAGCGUGGAAGGCAGUGAAGAGCACGUCGCGAAGGGAGGUGUUGAGUUUCCACUGGUGCUUGAACCAGCUGGGGCUGCUGCUGGUGAUGCCGCUGUUGGUGGUGGUGGUGGCGAUGGCGGUGAAUGGAAAGUUGGUGCAGUUAGUGGCGAAGCUGCAGUUUAUAAUGACGACAAAGCAGAAGUGCAUAAAAGCAAGGUUCUGAGUGAUCGCGAUGAGGUAAGCGCACAUGAUGCCACCAUCCAAAAGAUUGAUGAUGGGAGUGGUGGUGUAAAGGGUCAGGUGCCCGGGAGCGAUAGAAAAGUGUCCCAAGAAACCACCGUGAGACCAGAACCUGAUCAAGUCGAGCAGCAGACAAAAAGCAACGAGCAGGAAGGAUGUGUCGAUACUAAGCCUCAUGUCCAGGCUUCUCGUGAAGCUGGUGUCGCAACAAGUGAAGCAAGUGGCAAGAUUGCGCUGAAGACCGAACCUGAAACUUCUCGGUUAGUGUCUGCCAGGGGCCCAAACACGCAUCAAGACAAAUCACCCACAGAGAGUGUCGUUUCUCAACCAAAAAACGAAGACCCUUCGAAGAAGGACGACAGCCAAGCUUUGCGUCCCGUCACCAAAUCUACCGCCGAACUUCAUGUUCCCGACAUCGAAGCCAAAACAACGUCCACCGAAGAACAUCAUCAUCAUUACACCCCGCAACCUUCCGAGCAAUCAAAACGCAGCGUUCUGACUCUUGCAGGCUCCUCACAGAACAUCCGGGGAAUGAUUGAGAAAUUCAACAACAUCUCAGACUCUCCGGAAACCUCAACACCAGUCCUACCGCGCAGGGAUAUUCACCGCCCUCGUGCGGACACAAGCAACGUUGCCUUGCAGUUGCAGAAGAGCCUGUCAGACGGUCUUGUCAUGCUGUCUUCAAGAAAUGAUAAUGACGAGAACGACACACACCACGAUUCAAAUCUCAUAGCGCAGGCACGCUCGGCAAGCGGAGGUGCUGUGUUGCAACCGGAGCCUCCCAGUGGAAGUCCUGGUGGUUUGAGUCCUUCGCUCGCCGUCAGAGGCGCGGAACCACGUGGCCUUGCGGGACGUCCCCCGCGAUGGAGUCCUUUGCCGCCGAUUUCUAGUCAAGUACCGCAUUUGACUAGCUCUCCGGUGUCUCUGAGAACUAGGGUGAGUUCCGGAGGUCAUCCUGUCACGCCAUCCACCCCUUCUUCAGCGCCAAUCUCCUCAGGAGCCACGUCGCCGUUUCCACCAUUCUCACACUGUGUGACGUCAUCUGUGACGUCGCUGAGUGUGACCACGCCCACCGGUGUUGACUCCUCCCUCGACUCUUCGUUCGACUCGGCGUUCGAGGCCGCUCGGUUUGGUUCCGAGGGACGAAGUCCCACUCCAACCGCUCGAGCCGAGAGACUUCGUCGAGCCAGAGAUCAGUUCUUUGGUGCCACCUGGUCAUCGCGUCCUACUGCUUCUGGAGGUGACGCAGACGCCGACUCUGCUGGAGGUCCUUUUCCUUUCGGUGCUGAAAGCCCUCAGCGACCUCCUCGACGAAGAACAGGAAGCAGAGCUGCAGGUCUGGCUCACAGUAAGAGCACAGGAACAAUCAAUGAGGCCUCCGUCCGCCACAGCGACAUUAGCUGUGGGAGUGACUUCAGUGAUGUUAGCGUUGAAGAGGCGAGACUGGACGCACCUCCAUCAGCUCGAGUGGAAGCACCUUCUGGCUCAGCUGCAUCAAUACCACCGAUCUCACCAGCCCCGGCAGCACCUCCUUCAACAUCAAAGUCAGCAGGAUCGAGAGUCGCCCACUUCCUUCGGCUGAGGCACGCAAAGAAGAGGAAGGGUUCAGCGAUCGGGGCGUUAAUCAGACAGAGUAUGGCAGUGAAUGCGGGACAGGUGAUGCCGGGGGCGGAGGAGGGUGGGGCGGCCGCGGCGGCGGUGCCAGGGGCGGUAGGGUCACAAGCGGAGGCGGGAGCGGCUGGCCAUGAGGCCGAGGUCGCGGGAGCAGCCGCAGCCGCGCCGCCAGCGCCGGUCAGAAGUUGUCCCUCCACUCCGGUAACGGAGAGAGCUUCUCGGUCAGAGGCGCGUCAAAGGCCCGGGUGGAGAGCCAGGAAGCUGUUCAGGUCGCCGACUCCGCCCGGGGGUCGAUAGGACUGUGUUUAAAAACAGAGGAAACGUCUUCAAUGCGCUCAGGCUCUUGUGCUUGCUAUCCGACGGAUAAAUUCAAUACCGUCUAGGAAAGACCGUAUUUCGCUGGUCAAUGCAAUCACUUGGUUCUUUUUCUCUUCGUGACAAAUGGAUGAAAGUGAUUUGGUUGAGCGUUUAUUCCCAUAAGCAACAGCCCAAAAACCCAACUUAGCAGUCAACAGUAUUCUUUCUGAACUGGAGCGUUACCAAUACGUUCGAGAGCAAGAAAGCUACUUUAAAACGCUAAAUUUGAGAGAAGAACAAGGUAUCUACACUGCACAACAUCUGGUUUGAAAAAAGAACUCCAAUGGUGCCAAAGCCAUUAUUUGGUUGACCUACUAUUGGACUAGAAUGCGCUGCAUUGUCACAGCUAUACUGCAGUAAAAACAGUGUCAUGUGACAUGCCCGAUAAGUUGAUGCUCAGUGCCUAGUCAGUACAUAGUCAGUGCCUAGUCAGUGCCUAGUCGAUGCCUGGUCGUUGCCUAGGGGUACGACCAUUAGUGAAUAAGUGCCUUAUAGUUUUGUCUACGCGCUCGAUAUUACUAUGCAAUAAAUAUUACCGUUGGUUUUA